UGUAGCUUUGCAGGUUACAAAACCCCGACGCAUGGCUUGUAUGGCCCCCUCAGCGGCUGACGCCGAAGACAGUAAAGCCUUGGUGAGGAGGUUGUUGAGAGAAGUGCUGGUGGGUCGAGAGGAUCCAGAGGGGUUCUUCGCGAUGUGUGUGUCCGUCCUAGGGCACCAGGAGACCCGCUCGCGGUUCCUGUCCCUCAUCCGGCCCCUGUCCACGGCCAACAGCUCCCUGCACACCGACCUCACCUCCAUCUACCGGGAAUAUUUCUCUAAGACUGAAGAUGAUGAACUGGAACUUGCAUUGGCUCUGUCUGUGCUGGAGAUAAAAGAUCACCAGCUGUCAUCCCCCAGCCAAGAGUCCCUACUUCAGCAGCUCGGAGACCGACCGAAUCAAAGCAGCUCUGUUCAACUGACCUCAGCAUCUCAGCCUCAGGGAGGCAGCCACACCCGGCUAUCAGAUUUAGCUAGUGGGAGAAAAUAUACCCACUCAGCACAAACUGGACCUUGGGGCAAGGUGUGCCCACCACAGACAACCAGAGAGACUGAGCUUCAGAAAGGCACACAUGUUGUGAAAUGUAAUAAGGAGACACCAGGAACAAGUCAAACUGUGAGUGUCUCCAGACCGUCUGCCUCACUUUCCAAACAAGAGACAGUUAUAGAAGGUGACCAAAUGAUAGAGGAGGGAGAUCUGAAUCAAUCAGAGAGAGCAAGACGCUCUAAGAACAGGCGACAGCGGCGUAAAGGGGGUGGCCAGCAGGUUGUAGGUUUGCCCCGCUCUCCGUCGGCACCGCCACCAGUGCUGCUGUGGCUUAGGAGAGAUUUGCGACUGUGUGACAAUCCUGCUGUCAUUAGCUCAUUGGAGGUUGGGGCACCUGUCAUCCCUGUCUUCAUCUGGAGCCCCGAAGAAGAGGAGGGACCUGGGAUUACUGUGGCUGUGGGUGGGGCGUGUAAAUACUGGCUUCAUCAAGCUUUGUCUUGUUUCUGUUCAUCUCUGGAGCGCAUUGGCAGCCAUCUUGUCUUCCUCAAGGCAAAUGGAGAGGGGAACGGGGUUGGAUCUUCUCUGCGUACCCUUAAGGAGCUGAUAAAGGAGACCGGGACAAGAACAGUGAUGGCUAAUGCCCUGUAUGAGCCCUGGCUGAAGGAGAGGGAUGACGCGGUGGUGUCAGCUCUGCAGAAAGAUGGUGUUGAAUGCAGGAUGUUCCACUCUAACUGUCUCAGAGACCCUUACUCUGUCAGCACGGAGGGUGUAGGACUCAGAGGAAUUGGUUCAGUGUCUCACUUCAUGAGCUGCUGUAGACAGAACCCAGGGUCUGCAUUAGGGGUUCCUCUGGACUCUCCAGUAUCUCUCCCCACACCUGCCCACUGGCCUCAGGGUGUCUCUUUGGACACACUAGGGCUGGCACGCAUGCCCCGCAGGAAGGAUGGCACAACGAUUGACUGGGCAGCUAACAUUCGCAAGUCCUGGGAUUUCAGUGAAGAAGGAGCACAGGCCCAGCUUGAGGCCUUUCUUCACGAUGGUGUCUAUAGGUACGAAAAAGAGUCAGGCAGGGCAGAUUCUCCGAACACCAGCUCUCUGUCUCCCUACCUUCACUUUGGUCAGCUCAGCCCACGCUGGCUAUUGUGGGACGCCAAAGGGGCACGCUGUCGACCCCCAAAGUUCCAACGCAAACUGGCCUGGAGAGACUUGGCCUAUUGGCAACUAACACUAUUUCCUGACCUCCCCUGGGAAUCCCUCAGGCCUCCAUACAAGGCUCUGCGGUGGAGCAGUGAUCGUGGCCACCUGAAGGCCUGGCAGCGUGGUCAGACAGGCUACCCUCUGGUGGAUGCGGCCAUGAGGCAGCUGUGGCUGACAGGCUGGAUGAACAACUACAUGAGACAUGUGGUGGCGUCUUUCCUCAUAGCAUACCUCCAUCUGCCCUGGCAAGAAGGCUACCGCUGGUUCCAGGACACGCUAGUGGAUGCAGAUGUUGCCAUAGAUGCUAUGAUGUGGCAGAAUGGGGGCAUGUGUGGUCUGGACCACUGGAACUUUGUCAUGCACCCCGUAGAUGCAGCAAUGACCUGUGACCCCUAUGGCAGCUAUGUUAGGAAAUGGUGUCCUGAGCUUGCAGAUCUGCCUGAUGAGCUGAUUCAUAAACCCUGGAAAUGUCCUGCAUCUAUGCUUCGACGUGCAGGUUUGGUGUUUGGCCAGACAUAUCCCGAUCGAAUAAUUACAGACCUAGAGGAGCGAAGGAGUCAGUCUUUGCAAGAUGUAGCUCUGGUGCGGAAAGAGUUUGGACAGUAUGUGGACAAGCGCACAGGCUGCGACCUGGUUCCUCUGCCCCCACGCCUCGUCUCGGAGGCCCUGGGCCUAUCGCACAGGAAUGGUGGUGUGGUGACAGAAGGGAAGCAGUUCCUCUUGCCUGUUAUCACCCGCAUGGAAUUCAAACAUCAGCUGGAAGAUCCGGACGCCGAUGCCGCCUCAAAUCCCUACAAUGCUGUUCUGAAGGGGUACGUGAGCCGCAAAAGGGAUGAGACCAUCGCCUUCCUUAAUGAGAGAGACUUUACUGCCAGUGUGAUGUAUGAGGGAGCACAGAGAAAGGAGAGGCUGGAGAGCGAUUAUCGCAGAAUGGAGGGACUCCCUCGGCCUCCUGCACCUCGAGGCAGGGCCAGACGAACUCCGACAGCCAAGGACAGGUUCUCUAUAGUACCUGGUGGGGCAGUCACUUCACUCAGGUGACCCAGAGAUCAAGACUUUAAAUUUACAGGUUUUAAGAAACCAGACUGUUACUAGCCUUCAAGUACAAAUGUUACAGCAAUAAAAAUUCUUUCAGUGCAAAGAUGGGGCAGGGAUAGAUUCGCUUGUGUUGACACAACUGAUAAAAAAGUUUGAGAGGGGGCUGCAAAAUGCCCUUAACAUUUUGUACAUUGAGUAUUCAGUAUAAUUUAGUUAUCCAAUAUACUUGAUUUUGGUUCAGCUUCCUUUCUUAAAGGUCUGUAUUUUUUAAUCAUGAAAAUUUGAGGUGUUUCACGUAACUAAAACCCAUAUUGUAAAGUGUGAGAACUGAGUGAAGGAAAGUGGCAUUCAGUAUUUCUCAGCAGAUCAUUUUUAAAGUACAUGCCCGUUUUAGUUUGCGAGCUGAUGUAAACAGCAUCAGAAAAGCUGAGAUUUAGGUGUGUGUGUGUGUGUGUGUGUGUGUGUGUGUGUGUGAGUGAAAACUACACACACACACACACACUACCUCCACCUUGAGGUGGAGGUAGUGUCAGGUUCUAAUCUUGUUCUGAAUUUUGUUUUUGGAGCUACUUUUUUGUUACAUGUGGAUCGGAUGAGGCUUUCUUUGCAUGUACUUCAAGUAAUGCAAAAUAACAAAUAUGCAAAUAGCAUUUAUAUUAUGUGAUUAUGGGUGAAUUCACAUUGAGUGGAAUUAAAUGGCAAGCUGUCAUUUUUUUAAUACUUUGGGAAAUAAAAAAUGAGGGAGGCAACAAAUGUGUAAGGAAAUGUUUAUUUUCUC
Xiphias gladius (swordfish) is the source of this 3488-nucleotide messenger RNA. Its product is annotated as deoxyribodipyrimidine photo-lyase. The record is from RefSeq and is a predicted model, not a curated record. The coding region runs from base 32 to 2713 and encodes 893 amino acids. The transcript has 10 exons. Gene Ontology annotation, biological process: circadian regulation of gene expression; entrainment of circadian clock by photoperiod. Gene Ontology annotation, cellular component: nucleus; cytoplasm. Gene Ontology annotation, molecular function: FAD binding; DNA binding. Lineage: Eukaryota; Metazoa; Chordata; Actinopteri; Istiophoriformes; Xiphiidae.